UAUCCUGCGUUCAGUGAGCACAUUAUCCACAGUGCUCCUUGCGCUUUUAUUUUUUCCGCACGCUUAUGUCACUUUAUGCUCUUUUGCAUUUAUAGCUCUAGAGCUUUUGCUUGCAGGACCAUAUUUAUUUGCAUUAUCAAAUUAAGGUGCUGUAAAAAAAAGUUGAUUAGUUUAAACCACAGACCUCUUCUCGGAAUGACAUCGUUGCAGUUCAAAGAUGCUUUUUGGGGAGGAGACUUCACCAGCCAUCCUGGGUACGAGGCCCUGACUCAGAGAAUGAGAGACGGCCGACGUGCCUGCAGGGAUUUCGAGGAUCUCCUGAAGAUGAGGGCACAGGCAGAGGAGCGCUAUGGCAAGGAGUUGCUGAUGAUAGCAGGGAAGGCAGGGGGUCAGACUGAGAUCUGCACAUUGAAAGCAUCAUUUGACCAACUCAAGGCCCAGAUAGAGAGCAUCGGCCAUUUGCACAUCCAGCUGUGCGGUAUGCUGAAGGAGGAAGUGAGGAGGAUGGAACAGUUCCGAGAACGACAGAAAGAACAGAGAAAGAAGUUUGAAGGAAUCAUAGAGAAAGUUCAGAAGAUGAAGGUGUCCUCAUAUAAGAAGACAAUGGAGUCCAAACGAUCCUAUGAGCAGAAGUGCAGGGAGGCCGACGAGGCAGAGCAAGCCGUAGAGAGGCUGGGGACCAUGGCAACAGCCACGCCCAAGCAGAUCGAAAAGGCGCAGAACAAGGCCAAGCUGUGCAGAGAGACGGCCAGCGAAGCUGAGAAGCAGUACGUGUCCAGCGUGGACCAGCUGGACAGCGUUCGUCAGGACUGGGAGAGCACACACCGCAGCACCUGUGAGGUGUUCCAGCAGCAGGAGGAAGACCGCAUCAACAUCCUGAGAAACGCCAUGUGGGUCCACUGCAACCACUUCUCCAUGCAGUGCGUCAAAGAUGACGAGUUAUACGAGAAGGUGAGAAACAGUCUUGAGGAGUGCGACAUCACUGCUGACAUCAACGGCUUCAUCGAGCUUAAGCAGACCGGACCGAAUCCACCAGCACCCAUUGUGUUUGAGAAUUACUACGACAGGGCGCACCCCCCGGACAGCAACGGCAGCAUGCGUUUUGGAGGCGCAGGGGCAGUGAUUAAAAGGUUUUCAAAUCUAUUGCAAGGAUCCUGUACCGUUGCCUCGAAAGCAAACACCAGUGAGAGCUCUGAACACAUUCCGCCACCUAGUGGUCAGAACAUAUGGCAUGACUCCUGUGAGGAGACAGAUGGAGCAUAUGCUUCCAUACCUGCCCUGCAGGGGAAACCCAGAACAGAGACAGUGGAGGAUGGUGGAUAUAUAGCACUAUACGACUACAUUGCAAAGAAUGAAGACGAGCUGUCCAUCUCGACGGGGGACGUUGUCAUAGUGACCGAGCAGGGCGAGGACGGCUGGUGGAUGGCGGAGAGGAAUGGACAGACAGGACUGGUUCCAGGAUCAUACCUGGCCCAACCUUGAUCUCUCUCAUACACGUGUACACACAUGUUUACAUGUGCAGACAGAGACACACACACACACACACACACACGUCAACACUGGGCUGUGAAAAUACCCUUAUUGGUAUAACAUAAAUGGCCUAAGAUGGCCCAUUCGUUUUAACUGUACAUAAAAAGGGGAAAAUACAUAAGAUUCAUGGAGGAAAUUACCAACGAUGCAGCAGAGAGGGAGCAAAACUGCACAGGCCUGACAUACGUGCACACAUAUGCCCCAUUACUCGCGUGAUGUCAUCAGAGACGGACAGGAAUCUCCUCCAGCCUGCGAUCCAGCCCUGGCCCCCCGAGGCUGUCGGUCACCCAAUUCGUUUCCACGGCAAUCAUGGCUGAUCACACACUGAACAACUCUGAGAGAAAAGUCUAGCAAUUAUUUAUUUAAAAGAAUGGGCCAUAAAGUGCAGGCGUUAGCCUGUGUCUCCAUCUCAUAAACCAAAGAACGCAGGGGCAGACUGCGAGCCUUCUUGUUCAUUACGCAGAUUUUGGCUGAGAAUAUUUCUCCCUGCUUUACUGCACAUCCAAAGAGCUUUCUGCAGGUGAACUGAGGCGCCGUCUCUGACCUGCCUUCAGAUUUCAUGUGUCCAUGCAUUUACAAUAGACCUUCAUAUGGUUCCCAAUCUUUAUUCCUCACCAGCUUUGCGGAUCAAACUGUUUUCCUGUCAUCUGUGGUGUGCUCUUGAAGACUCCAGCAAGAUCUGUUUCAGACCUCUGUAUUCAGCUGUAAUCUACUUAUUUAUAAUAUUUUUUGUUUCGUUUUUAAAAUGAACUGGGGUAUGCUUUUUCCAGCAGUUACUAAUGGUCGAAAAAUAAAUAUAUUCUGGAAAGACUGCACUUUA
Molecule: messenger RNA, 2350 nt
Organism: Anguilla anguilla (European eel)
Lineage: Eukaryota; Metazoa; Chordata; Actinopteri; Anguilliformes; Anguillidae
Gene: pstpip1a
Product: proline-serine-threonine phosphatase interacting protein 1a
Exons: 15
Coding region: 76-1482 (468 amino acids)
Biological process (GO): actin filament polymerization
Cellular component (GO): cytoplasm; plasma membrane; actin filament
Molecular function (GO): actin filament binding
Source: RefSeq, a predicted model, not a curated record